Molecule: messenger RNA, 2401 nt
Organism: Chara braunii
Lineage: Eukaryota; Viridiplantae; Streptophyta; Charophyceae; Charales; Characeae
Source: the annotation of a GenBank genome assembly
GCGCACGGACAUGUUGGGUCGCCAACGUUCAAGAGGCCCGAUGUCCAUGCCAACGGUAACCGUUAGCGGGCCGGUAGCAUCCCCAAGGUGCACACUGCGUUGCAACUCGGGCUUGGGCUUCAGCCGUGGCGGGAAACCGGCCAAGGGUCGGCAAAUGCGAAUAUUUGAGGUGGCACAGCGCGUCCAGAAGACGACGGCUUCCGUUUGUCGCCAAGCGCGUGUCGCCGUGUGCAGGACGUCGCAGUUACGUUGUCGGCCGUGUUCUCUUCCGUCUAGUGCCGUUGCCGUCGUCCGUCGCAUGGCUGACAGCUUUCGCAAGCUCCCGCUGCUGCUUCUCGACAUCUUCCUACUGGUCGUCGUCGUAGUGUUGCACAUGUGUUUCGUCGGGGGCGCGCCACGGCGUUGGCGCAGACGAACUUCGCCGAUGAAGGCCGUCAGGACGGAUAGUGGACAGGGAUCCCACAAGGGAGGAGGGGAGCAGGUUGUGAGCAGGCGUGCCGUUGGGAGUUCUUCACCGGCUUGCAGGUUGUCGUUGGGGGUCGGUCAUUCAUCACUGCCGCCGCAUUUGCAACCCCUCCCUGACUCAUCUGAUGAGGAGGAGAGGGAGGGACGGGCAUGCACUGUUCCGUUGGGUAGUGGUUCUACGCAGGAAUGGUCUUGGACGGAGCUGUGCGGCGGCAGUGGCGGUGUGCACGGCCAGUCCUUCACUGAACUGCUGGCGCCGGGUCUCGACGGGGAAGAAGGGCAUGGCGGAUCGAACCUGUCUUCUGGUCUGUCUACAGGGAGGUCUGGAAGCCAGACGCACACAGUGAUCGUCAAUCCCCAUGUUGGCGACGACGGCGGGCAGUUAACCGCUGUGGACAGAUCAUCGAAAUCCGCAGGCGCGCAGCAGUGGCAGGGACGAGCGACUUCCAUCUCCAGGAGCACGCAAGGUCGUCCGUCGUUUAUGCAGUCCCCGGCUCCGGUGUGUGCUGCGUCCAACCUGGGACGUCGACGUGGCAUUGUCGAGGAAAGGGGGGGGUACUUGGACGACGUCGUUGACGACCUCGACGGGAGGUUAGUGUGGGCGGAGGAGCGACGGAAGAUCAGGGAGGGGCGAGAGGAAGCAAUCAGGCGGGGGGUGGAGCGGCUGAGGAUGGACAGGCAGGCAGAAGAAGUUGAAGAGCCACAUGCGGGGCUUCCGUCCGAAGACGACGACGAUGACGGCGUAGGAGAGGCAAGAGACGGGAACGGCAGUUACGCCUCGCCAUCGCAGAACGGCGACAGGGGGGGGAAGGGCGGCAAGACGAAGGCGACCAGCGGGAACGGUCGUGGGCGGCCGAAGAAAGCGCAAGCAAAGGCGAACGACGGAGAAGGUGAUGGCGACGCAGAGGAGAAGCGAAACUUUUGGAGUGUCGAACAUAUCAUCGCGCUCAUACGGGCGAAACGCGAUCAGGAUGCGCACUUGCAGGGGAUGGGGCAUGCCUAUGCCCGGAUGAAGCCGAGGGAGUGGAAAUGGAAUGACGUCGCCAGAAGAUUGAAGAAUGUAGGUGUUGACAGGAAGCAGGAGAAAUGCAGGAAGAAGUGGGAUAACCUCAUGCAGCAAUUCAAGAAAGUUCAUCAUUUUCAAUCGCCGUCCGGGGGAAUCGACUUCUUCCAGUUGAACGGCAAGGAGAGGGCGAGACACGGCUUCAAUUUUAACAUGGACCGCACCGUUUACGACGAGAUUGACGGGUCCAGCGGUUUCAACGAAACCAUCAACCCCAAAAACGUUGUCGAUACUGGUGCCCGCGGCGGUGUGCAUUUGCCGUCGAUGACAACUGCUGAUCCUGAAGCAGUUGGUGAUGCCGAUGCCGGUGCAUGGGGGGAAGAUGAGGACGAGGGAUCGACUCGUGGUUCCUCCCAGACGUCGGGCAGCCCCCAUGGUUUCGGAAAGAGGAAGAGCACACGGCAGCAGACGUUCGAAGCAAUGACGGAGUGCAUGGACAAGCACGGUGCGUUGAUGGCGGCCACGAUGGAGAGUGCCAACAAGCGGCAAUGCAGCAUUCAGCUACGACAAUGUGAGGCAUUAGAAGUUGAAGUGCAGGUGCAGAAGACGCACUACGCCGCGUCCGAUGAAGUCAGCAAACUCAUGUGCCAUGCGUUGUUGGAAAUAGCAAAGGCUAUUCGCGAGCGAUAGACUUCGUUGGCAUUGUGUUGUGUAGCACUUGCUCCCUGGAAUUUAGUAGUCGGUGGAUAGUUGGAGGCUUCCCGUUGUAGUCGGCUUCGUCGGCAAGGUGUCCUCAUCGAUUGUUGUCGUUGGUGGUCUUUGUAGUGUUGUAUUACGUCGGUUGGGUGCAUCAGUCGGCCGACUUUGUGUGUGUUUACUCUGACGUAGUACGAGACGGGUAAUCCCGUCAUUCAAUGAAUUGAAUUUAAAUUU